UUUGGCUUGUUCAACCUCCUUCCACUCCAUAAUGAGCAACGCAAAGGACAACUUCAGUGUUGCCGAUCUCAGUGCUGCUUUGAAUGCGGGGGACCGAGCAGACCUUGUCAAUGUACUCAAAAAUAAACUUCAGGAUCUUACUGGGAAACACUCAGAUGUGCUUGAAAAUUUGUCGCCCAUUGUCAGGAAGCGUGUUGAGGUUCUCAGGGAGAUUCAGACUCAACAUGAUGACUUGGAGGCAAAAUUUUUUGAAGAGAGAGCUGCACUUGAAGCCAAAUACCAGAAGUUCUAUCAACCAUUAUACACAAAGAGAUUUGAAAUUGUGAAUGGGGUUAUUGAAGUUGAAGGAGCAACAACCGAGGCUGCAGUAGCAGACCAGCAAGUGGAUAAAGAUGCAGUGGAGAAAGGUGUCCCUGAUUUUUGGCUCACGGCCAUGAAAAAUAACGAAGUGCUAUCUGAGGAGAUUACCGAGCGAGACGAAGAAGCUCUCAAAUUCCUCAGGGAUAUAAAGUGGUCCAAGAUUGAUGAUCCAAAGGGUUUCAAGCUUGAAUUCUUCUUCGAGACUAAUCCUUACUUCAAACACACUUUGCUGACUAAAACCUAUCACAUGAUUGAUGAAGAUGAACCUAUUCUUGAGAAGGCAAUAGGGACUGAGAUAGAAUGGUAUCCUGGAAAAUGCUUGACACAGAAGAUUCUAAAAAAGAUGCCAAAGAAGGGGUCAAAGAAUGCCAAGCCUAUCACUAAAACAGAACAGUGUGAAAGUUUCUUCAACUUCUUUAGUCCACCUCAAGUGCCGGAGGACGAAGAGGAUAUUGAUGAAGAUGCUGCUGAAGAACUUCAGAAUUUGAUGGAACAAGAUUAUGAUGUUGGGUCAACAAUUCGAGAUAAAAUCAUUCCACAUGCAGUUUCAUGGUUCACUGGGGAAGCUGCUGAGGAUGAUGAUUAUGCCGACUUGGAAGAUGAUGAGGAUGAAGAUGAUGAUGACGAGAAUGAGGAGGAUGAAGAAGAUGAUGAGGACGAAGAGGACGAAGAAGAUACCAAGACCAAGAAGAAGUCGGCUGCUGCCCGCAAGAAGAGCGGAAGAGCUCCUGUAGGAGAUGGUCAGUCUGGUGAGAGGCCACCAGAGUGCAAGCAACAGUAGCUUCUUAUUGAAGAGUGGUUGGAUAUGAUAGUGUCUUGAAAAGUUGGAUGAGAUAGUGAGAAGUUUGUGCAAUUUAGAUGGUUGGCUUGUUAUAUAUGGAGUUAUGCUUAGAACAAUCUGUUAGAAUCAUUUUUCUUUCAAUAUCGUCUUUUAUUCGCUCCCAGUCAUUUUUGGUCUUUUUAU
Messenger RNA from Solanum verrucosum, 1324 nucleotides. Its product is annotated as nucleosome assembly protein 1;2. NCBI's taxonomy places the organism in Eukaryota, Viridiplantae, Streptophyta, Magnoliopsida, Solanales, Solanaceae. The coding region runs from base 32 to 1141 and encodes 369 amino acids. Gene Ontology annotation, molecular function: histone binding; chromatin binding. Gene Ontology annotation, biological process: nucleosome assembly. Gene Ontology annotation, cellular component: nucleus; chromatin. The transcript is spliced from 12 exons. The record is from RefSeq and is a predicted model, not a curated record.